UCCGAAUGUCACGAGAGGUUCAUGGAUUGCUCAGUGGCCCACGGUAAACAGGACUGCUCGUGCCCAUGGAAACACCGGAUGACUGACAUAUACGGCUCGACAUGCACAUUGCGUCAGUAUUACUACACUGUCUCCUUCAAGCUUAACACCUCCCUUGAAUCUCAAAACUGUAGUGUCUACGCUCCUCGCGUAAAAGCUGCGAUGAGAACGGCUCUCGGUUACCAGGUGCACGCUGUGACGAUUGCCAAUUGCACAGACAACAUCACGGCACGACUUAUUUUGAACGACCCACUGCCCAAGCCGUUGCAGAAGAGGCUUCAAGCUUGCGAACACCCGAUUGGAGACGUUUGCAUGCUGUAUCCGAUGCUUCCCAUUGUAAGAGGUUCAGCAACAGAGAUUGAAGAAGAAAACCUUUGCGAUAGUUUGCUGAAAGAACAAGAAGGCGCCUACAACGGCGUCAAUGAGUGCGUCAAGGCUGGCGAUAUCUUUUGGUUCAAGUGCAAGCAGGGAUAUCGAGAGGUGGAUGUAAAGACACAGGGUCGCCUCCAACGCUCCAUUUGCGAAGUUGACCCAGAGGCACCAACACCAGCGCCGGACCCGUGCCUCACCGUCGGCGCCGAAGUGUGCGGAGAUGUGCGCUGUGAGCCUUACAGCGACAACUCGGGUUUCACAUGCAAGUGUGGCAUCGAUUUCUUCUUUCAUGCGAUGGAGAAGCGCUGCUACAAUAUGAAAUCCUGCAAGGUGCACAAGUGCGAGCGAGGACUGUGUGUGGACCAGAACGGCAUGUUCCCUGCGAGCUGCCAAUGCAACGACUAUCCCGACUUGACGUUAAACUGCAAAGUGAAGGAGACUGUCCGUGCAAUAUGCGCAACGCAGGACAAAGUUGCGAGGAUAAACCCAGACAACAGCGUCAGCUGCGACUGUCCACCACACACUAAGCUCAUCAGAGGAUACUGCAAACCCAUCGCAUGCCUGAAUGCUACCCUAACCUGCAAGGACGUGUGCUUGAUGAAGGACUCGCACCGAGACACACGCUGUUGUCGAAAUUGGGACCGCGACCACUGUGAACGAACACCACACAACGGGUCUUUUUGUCCACCUGGUUACAUUGCUGACCUAGACACGAAAGAAUGCAAGCACGUAUGCAACACAACGCAUGCUACCGAUAUAUGCGAUCAUGGAUGCACGCAACUGUCUGAAGACAAGGCUGACUAUACCUGCAACUGCGGCCCCACACAGCAGCUUGCAAACGACGGCAUCUCCUGUGUCGAGAGAACGAAAUGCCACGAAGAGGACGUCAUCAAGUGUGAGAGCGAACAAAAAACAUGCUUCUACGAUAACGGAAAGGCAGUGUGUCGUUGUCGGGACAACACUCUAGAAAUCAAUGGCACUUGCAUUGACUCAUGUACAUCAACGAAACAAAGAGAGUGUUCGGUCAUCUUCGGAAAAUGCAAAAUAAUAAACCAUUAUGAGGCGUGUAUGUGUAUUGAACCACUUCUUUGGCACCCCGAAGAAAAAAAGUGCUUUCUUGAGAAGACCCAUAAGUAUGUUGCCCGCUUUCGAGUGAAUGAUACAAGUUCGCCGAGUGCAGAGUACGGGGUUGGUGAAUGCGACGACAAGCACGCCAUGAUGGAACAAGCGAUGCAGAUCUUGUAUGGAGCUUCGCUGACCAGCAUACGCAUGCUUCAGUGUUUUGACGAGUACAAGGUGGAGCUUAACUUUGCAAGUGAACCCCCCAGCGUGCUGCUUGGAAAAAUCCGCACCUGUGAGCAUCCAAAUGAAAACGGUGGCUGCUUCUUCCCGCCAGCUUUGAACAUCGUCAAAGACAGUGUUUCCGAGGUCAGAGAGGAAGACCUCUGCGAAACUUAUCUGACUGGCAACCUGGGGCAUAUGAAGGGACUCUACGUGUGUAAAAAACGAGAGAAUGGACGCUAUGCCCUGCAAUGCUCGGAAAAAUACAAAUCCAUGUCGUAUUUCAGCCAGGGUAUGCUGGAUAUCAGCAUAUGCACAGAGCAAAAAUGUGAGCUCUACUGCACGGGUCCGGAACGUCAGUGCGUGGAGGGGAAAUGCGUGUGCCACGUGAACUACUUCGAGGACGCCGAGGGAGUGUGUGUCCCUCACUGCUCUAGGAAACCUUGCAAAAAUGGUGGCACUUGUGAAACUGGAGUGAGGACAUCUUUCUAUUGCAGUUGUCCACCUUACUUCACGGGCCCGACGUGUGAAGUACCAUUUCAAGCAUACGCUGACGCACAGAAAAAGCUGAGCGCAGUGGGCGUUGUUCUGAGCGUACUCAUCAUGUUCUGCGUUGGUGCUGCAGCUGUCGUUAUACGACGAAUCAAAAACAGGAACAGAGCAUACGAGGACUUGUAAUAUAAUAAAAAGAAGAAUCGUUCCCGACCUCCAGGUAUCCAGUUCACAUCAUGGCCCAUAGGAUUCAUGCUUCAUCUCAGCCGCAGAAGCAUGUCCAUAAUAAUAAACAUUUUUUUUUAUUUCCUUGGGGAUGGACAUGUGAUAGUACUCAAUUUGUAAAUAUAUCAAACCAUAGAGAUGAGUUCUACCGAACAUACGUGAACAAAAUCCAGUGAUAUUAUCGUCGACGCAUGUUUUCGCUUCUUUGUGUUCACAUGUCGUUAUCAAAAUGAAAAAAAGGUGAUGUGCUGACAA
Molecule: messenger RNA, 2664 nt
Organism: Rhipicephalus microplus (southern cattle tick)
Lineage: Eukaryota; Metazoa; Arthropoda; Arachnida; Ixodida; Ixodidae
Source: RefSeq, a predicted model, not a curated record